This is a messenger RNA of Plasmodium gaboni, 974 nucleotides long. RefSeq names its product putative EMP1-like protein. Gene Ontology annotation, cellular component: membrane. The annotation marks the transcript as partial. The transcript has a single exon. Lineage: Eukaryota; Apicomplexa; Aconoidasida; Haemosporida; Plasmodiidae. Gene Ontology annotation, molecular function: host cell surface receptor binding. The record is from RefSeq and is a predicted model, not a curated record.
AUGGGGUCACGAGGAUCAAAAUUUCGGGACGAUACGUUGGAUAAAUACAAGAAUAUACUUCCAGAAUUAGAUGGUUGGAGUUAUGUGCAUUAUAUUAAUAAUUUGAGAGAAGAAAUAAAGAAGCAAAAAUGGAAUGAUAAAACAUAUGAGGAGUUUUUAAAAGAAAAAGGUUGGAAACGAGGAAAAACGUCUAAUCCAGUGGAUAGAAUAUGUGCGUGGGAAAAAGUCCAGCAAGAUAUUUUUCGUGCUGUUAUGGAUAGUUAUUCAACUACAGCCUUUACGUGGGAAGAACAAGCGAAGACUUUAUUAAAUGAAGCACGAAAAAAGCAUUUUAGAGGCCAAACGUGCGAUAUAUUUAAUAAUAAUUUAUAUGAUGAAAGCGAUAAACGUAUAACUAAACCUGAUACAAUAUGCGACUCUCAUAUAGUUAAAGGAUUAUGUAUACCUGAAAGAAGAAAAAAUUUUGAUCUAAAGGAUUUUAAUAAAACACUUUAUGAUAUACUUUCAUCAAAUCAUGGGCAUGUCGAUCAACGACAUGCUAUAUCUGCUGUUCCUAUGGCCAUAGGAAGUCUUGCUAACCAAGUUAAGUCUAGUAUAGUCGAUUUAAAAACAAAAUAUGCUAAAACUAAUGAAGAAAUAUGUACACUUAUGAGACGAACAUAUGCGGAUGCUAUGGAUAUAUUAAACACAAAAGAUAUUUAUGAUAAUAAAUUAUCGAUAAAUGUACAGUGUAUGUUAAAAAAUAUAAGUAAUCAUUUAAUAGGUGACAGCAGUAUUGAUAAUUUGAUGAAAAAAUAUUUUGAAGAAGAAAUUGAAAAAAAGUUAAGAACAAACAAUGUUUAUGAGGAUGAUAAUAAUACAAAAAAAUGUAAUUUAGAUGAUACCAGUUACACGAAAAAACCUCAAUGUUUACGUUUUUUGGAAGAAUGGUUUGAGGAAUUUAUGCAAAAAAAAAAAAUAUAUGAAGAACGUAU